Molecule: messenger RNA, 10662 nt
Organism: Oncorhynchus masou masou (cherry salmon)
Lineage: Eukaryota; Metazoa; Chordata; Actinopteri; Salmoniformes; Salmonidae
Product: potassium voltage-gated channel subfamily H member 1-like
Exons: 12
Coding region: 447-3359 (970 amino acids)
Biological process (GO): regulation of membrane potential; potassium ion transmembrane transport
Cellular component (GO): plasma membrane
Molecular function (GO): delayed rectifier potassium channel activity
Source: RefSeq, a predicted model, not a curated record
ACAACCAGUGUGAAGUGCAAUUUAGCUGUGUUCUUUUCCCGGAAUCGACUGCGCCAAAAAAAAAAUCGCAUUUCCAGUCAGUUUUCCAUUUUUGAGGUUCCAGUUUAAGUGUUCUUCAUAGCCUAAACGCAGGGCUGUUAGAAACCUACUCGGUAUUCUUUCACACAAUUGUGGGGGUGGGGUACUCAUGUGCAAAGAUGUGAGACAGGAGACAGGUGAUGCGCUCUCUGCAUGCAUCCUGUCUUCAACAGGGGGAGCACAGCCACGGAACGAACGGUCGAACAGCAUGAGGUGAGGGAUUCUUCCACUCAUCAUAUCUAAGCAGAACAGGGACCAUGAAAGCAACCGAGUGGAGAUUUGAGCAGCUGUAUCAUCAUACGGAUAAUUCAGGCAUCCUUUCACUCUAAAAGCGUUCUCUUUUUACCGACGUUGAAUGACGAGGCGGAAUGGCAGGUGGACGUCGAGGACUUGUGGCCCCACAAAACACUUUUCUUGAGAACAUCGUCCGAAGAUCCAAUGAUACCAACUUUGUUCUGGGCAAUGCCCAGAUUGUGAACUGGCCCAUUGUGUACAGCAACGACGGCUUCUGCAAGCUCUCCGGUUACCACCGUGCUGAGGUCAUGCAGAAGAGUAGCACCUGCAGUUUCAUGUAUGGGGAGCUCACAGACAAGGAGACGGGUGAGAAAGUGCAACAGAUCUUUGAGAAUUAUGAGAUGAAUUCGUUCGAAAUUCUCAUGUAUAAGAAGAAUCGGAUGCCGGUGUGGUUCUUUGUUAAGAUCGCUCCUAUCAGGAAUGAGCAGGACAAGGUGGUGUUGUUUCUGUGCACCUUCAGUGACAUCACUGCAUUCAAACAGCCCAUUGAGGAUGACUCUGUGAAAGGAUGGGGUAAAUUCGCUCGGCUCACUCGGGCCCUGACGAGCAGCCGGGGAGUGUUGCAGCAGCUGGCGCCCACCGUCCACAAGGGCGAGAACGUCCACAAGCACUCUCGUCUGGCUGAGGUUCUCCAGCUGGGCUCAGACAUCCUCCCGCAGUACAAGCAGGAGACACCUAAAACUCCUCCCCACAUCAUCCUCCACUACUGCGCCUUCAAGACUACCUGGGACUGGGUCAUCCUCAUCCUGACCUUCUACACAGCCAUCAUGGUGCCCUACAACGUCUCAUUCAAGACCAAGCAGAACAACGUCACCUGGCUGGUGGUGGACAGCAUCGUGGACGUCAUCUUUCUGGUGGACAUCGUGCUCAACUUCCAUACCACGUUUGUGGGGCCAGCCGGAGAGGUCAUCUCGGACCCCAAGCUGAUCCGGAUGAACUACGUCAAGACGUGGUUCGUCAUCGACCUGCUCUCCUGCCUGCCGUAUGACGUCAUCAACGCCUUCGAGAAUGUUGAUGAGGGCAUCAGCAGUCUCUUCAGCUCCCUCAAAGUAGUCCGUCUGCUUCGCUUGGGCCGCGUGGCCCGUAAACUGGACCACUAUAUUGAGUACGGGGCCGCUGUCCUGGUCCUGCUGGUGUGUGUCUUUGGCCUGGCCGCCCACUGGUUGGCCUGCAUCUGGUACAGCAUCGGCGACUACGAGGUCAUCGACGAGAACACCAACAGUGUGAGGAUGGACAGCUGGCUCUACAUAUUGAGCGAAUCGAUGGGGACGCCGUACCGCUUCAACGCCAGUGGCUCCGGUAGGUGGGAGGGCGGGCCAAGCAAGGACUCGGUCUACAUCACUUCCCUUUACUUCACCAUGACCAGCCUGACCAGCAUCGGCUUCGGCAACAUCGCCCCCACCACCGAUGGAGAAAAGCUCUUCGCCGUGGCAAUGAUGAUGAUCGGAUCACUCCUGUAUGCCACCAUCUUCGGUAACGUGACCACCAUCUUCCAGCAGAUGUACGCCAACACCAACCGCUACCACGAGAUGCUCAACAGCGUCCGCGACUUCCUCAAGCUCUACCAGGUGCCAAAGGGCCUCAGUGAACGCGUCAUGGACUACAUUGUCUCUACAUGGUCCAUGUCUAGAGGCAUCGAUACAGAUAAGGUGUUACAGAUCUGCCCCAAGGACAUGCGGGCGGACAUUUGCGUCCAUCUUAACAGAAAGGUGUUCAAGGAGCACCCAGCCUUCCGACUGGCGAGCGACGGGUGCCUACGGGCCCUGGCCAUGGAGUUCCAGACCACCCACAGUGCCCCUGGAGACCUCAUCUACCACGCGGGCGAAAGUGUAGACAGCCUCUGUUUCGUGGUGUCCGGGUCCUUGGAGGUCAUCCAGGACGAUGAGGUUGUGGCCAUAUUAGGAAAGGGAGACGUGUUUGGGGACGUCUUCUGGAAGGAGGUGACCCUAGCCCAGGCUUGCGCCAACGUUCGGGCCUUGACUUACUGCGACCUCCACGUCAUCAAGCGUGACGCUCUGCAGAAAGUUCUGGAGUUCUACACGGCCUUCUCCAACCACUUCUCCCGCAACCUGCUGCUCACCUAUAACCUCAGAAAGAGGAUAGUGUUCCGGAAGAUCAGUGAUGUGAAACGUGAGGAAGAGGAGAUGCUCAAGAGGAAUAACGAGGCCCCUCUGAACCUUCCUCCGGACCACCCCGUCCGUCGCCUCUUCCAGCGCUUCCGGCAGCAGAGGGAGGCGCGACUGGCAGUGGAGCGAACAUGUCAGGGGGAGCCAUCAGACGUGGAGAAGGGCACAGUCCACCUGGAGCAAACCAAGAUCCAUGAGGUCCUCGCCUCCACCAGCAUCAUCAUGGUCACCGAGAGCCCUGCUACUCCCACAGCUUCAUCCACAUCUUUGUCUUUGUCCUCCAGGCCCUCUAGCCGAGUCAUGCUUCAUGCCCCUGCUAUCCAAAAUGGCAACCUCAUAGGCUGCAAGUCCGCAGAGCCUGCGCCAAAGACCAAAAAGGGCUGGGGUCGUUUCAAGGAGUCUGUUGUGAAAGCAGAGUCGUGGAGCAGCGUUUCUAAGGCCGAGUCCAUGGAGACCUUGCCGGACAGGACUAAGUCCCAUAAUGAGAUGUCUCUCAAGAAGACGGACUCUUGUGACAGCGGUAUUACUAAGAGCGACCUGCGCUUAGAUAAUGUGGGUGACGCCCACACUCCGCAGGACCGGAGCCCUGUGCAGUCAGAAGGGAAGCUGGUUGUCUGUCCUAUACCCGUACAGACCAUGCACGCCUCUUUCCUGGAGCUGAAGCAGGAACUUAGGGGAGACAUCGGGUCUCUUAAUGGCCGCAUGGCGGUGGUGGAGGCACAGCUGGCCGAGAUGCUUCAGCUACUAAAAUCGAAAAAGGCCUCUAGUUCGAGAAAAGCCUCUCACUCAUCCAGUUUCUUUGAGAUGUCACGACCAGCAUCCCCCAAUUCCCAUAAGGACGACAGCUUCUCACAAUCUUGACACUGCAUGUUUUGGCAGUCUAUGCAGUGUUUCCCAAUUUCAGUCCCUGAUUACCCCCAACAGUAGACAUUUUUGUUGUAGCCCCGAACAAGCACUGAUUCCUGAUUCAACUUGUUAACGAUCAAGCCCUCAAUGAGUUGACUCGGGUGAGUUUGUCCGGAGCUACACCAAAAAUGUGUGCUGUUGGGGUUACUCGAAAGGGAGUUGUGAAACAUUCGUCUAUGGAACAUGAAGUGAAUGCAUCCUAGAAUUCAUCCAGGAGCUGGCUGCGGUGUCGCAAAAUUGUAAGAGAGGUUUUGUGAAGACUUGGGCAGUAAAGAUGUUCCUAAAUUAGUACAGAUGAGUAAUGAGGGAUUUUCUUACCAUAUUAUUAUUAUUAUUAUUACAUAUAGAGGGUAAUCUGGAUUUAAAAAAAAUGCACAUCUGGAUUAUCUCUGCACCUUGAGGUACAUUCUUGCGAUAUUCCAUCGAUCUACUUUUGUAGGGGUUCAAACUGUAAACCGCAUAAAUAACGCAGUUGUUGUCUAAUUUAUUUUCAAUUGGAUUCAUUUUAGUUUUAAUUUGGUCACACUUUUCACAUGGUAAAAUGACUAACACCUUAAGGAGGUUUUCAUCAAAUCUGUGCACUAAAUUGAAAUUAGCAAUAAUAUUUUAUUGCAUUGAUAUAGUUUUUCACCUGGUCUCAAAGCACUUCAACUUGCAGGGGGUGAUGUGGCCAUGAUAACAUGAGCAGUGUGGAGCAACAGCGAAGAUGCACAUAUCUGAAAUGACAAUGUCCACAGCGAAGAUGCACAUAUCUAAAAUGACAAUGUCCACAGCGAAGAUGCACAUAUCUAAAAUGACAAUGUCCAUUGUUAUUUACACCAUUGCUCUCUCCUUGUGGUAUUAAAAUGAAGGGAAAUGAAGGGAAAAUCAUGAAUGUGAACUUUCAAUGUAUGGUAGAAACCAUGGCAUCUUUUCAACCAACAUCCAUCCUAAAUUGUUAUGGGAAGAAAUCAAUGUGAAUUUGUCUAAACUAUGAAACCUUUGUGCAUUUUGGGUCAUCACUGUUCAUAUAUUAUGCAAAGUAUUGCCAUCUAUAUUGUGUCUUUAGGAGAUACUUGUACAGACAGGUCCAGAAUUAUUGGAACCCUUGAUAAAGAUGGGCAAAAAAGACUGUAUACAAUAAAUAAUACAAAUACUACAAUUGCUCAGAGAAAGAGAUUUUGUUUAACAAAUAAUAAUUGUUUUCUAUAAAAAAAGAUAGGGAUCCUCCCUGUUUUUAACAUACUCCGGCACCCUCCCCCUUGCGUGGAUAACGGCACAGCCUUUUUCUGAAAUGUUUUAUGAGAUUGGAGAACACAAUGGGAGGGAUCUUAGACCAUUCCUCCAUACAGAAUCUGUCCAGAACCUUGAUAUCCUUUGUCUGCACUUAUGGACUGCCCUCUUCAAUUCAAACCACAGGCUUUCAUUGGGGUUCAAGUCCUUAUACAGAGAGCCGUUGCAAAAUAUUGAUUUUGUGGUGAAUUAACCAUUUCUUUGUGUAUUUUGAUAUGUGCUUGGGGCUAUUGUUUUGCUGGAAGAGCUACUUGCGGCCAAGUUUCAUCCUCCUGGCAGAGGCAACAAGGUUUUUGGGCUAAAAUGCCCUAGUGCAGUACUUGGUAAAGUUCAUGAUGCCGUUGACCUUAACAAGGGCCCCAGGACCAGUGGAAGCAAAAUAGCUCAUAACAUCAAAUUUCCACCACCAUAUUUUAAAGUAGGUAUGAGGUUAUUUUCUGCAUAUGCAUUCUUAUUUUGAAGCCAAACCCACCACUCCUGUGCGUGGCCGAGGAGCUCUAUUUGCACAGGUUCCAAUCCAAGUGCCAAAGCAAACUCCAAACGUUUCCAUUGUGGGUUGCUCUCAAUUAAGUUUUUCUGGCAACCCUUCCAAAGAGCCUAUUUGCAUGGACGUGGCAUCUAAUUCUAGAUUUAAAGACUUACUUGGUGACCUGAAGUUUUCCAUAAUUUUCCAACUUUGGCCCUUCAAUUUUUCUUUACCUCCCAAACCAUCUUCCUUACGGUUGUGUGGGGAACAAGAUACACAUGCAUCCAAUACCAGGCAGGUUUACCACCGUUCCAGUGGUUUUAAACCUCUUAAUUGUUGACAUAAUAGUGGUAAGUGGGAUAUUUGUUUUUUAAGCUAUUUGUUGUUCCUGUUGUGAGUUUUUCGCAUUUUCCCAUGGCGAUUGAUGAUACAUUUACAUGUGUAUUACCUCAUUUUAGAAGUAAACAGGGAGCCAUGGAAGACCACAAUACAGUUAUUUAAACUGAGAUUAAUUUAAAAAGUAGAAUGUUAAUGCAGAUUUUGUUUGUUUUUAUAAGAAUCUUUAGCGGUUCCAAUAAUUUUGAACUGUAUCUUUUUUUAAAUAUAUAAUUUUCUCUGUGCAAUUGUAUUAGUAGAAAAAAAAUGUAAAAAAAUAAUAUUUACUGUGCAUUUGAAGUUUUCAGACCCCUUGACUUUUUCCACAUUUUGUUACGUUACAGCCUUAUUCUAACAUGGAUUAUAUAGUUUUUUCCUCCCCUCUUCAAUCUACACACAAUACCUCAUAAUGACGAAGCAAAAACUGUUUUUUAGAAAUGUUUGCAAAUGUAUAAAAAGACUACUGAAAUAUCACAUUUACAUAAGCAUUCAGAACCUUUACUCAGUACUUUGUUGAAGCACCUUUUGCACUCAUUAAAACUUUGAGUCUUCUUUGGUAUGAUGCUACAAUCUUGGCACACCUGUGUUUAGGGAGUUUCUACAGAUUCUCUCAAUCUCUGUCAGGUUGGAUGGAUGGGGAGCACUGAUGCACAGCUAUUUUUUAUAGCAAAGAUACACCCCCUUAGUCUACAUGACAAACAACAGAUGUGUGGAAUGGGUCACAUGGUUAGGAUUUGUAUGAAAGAAAUGAAUAAUUCACAGCAGACUAUCUACUGUAAAGACUGUUCUCAUUGUGUGGAAACCAGAGUCUGGCCCCCAAAACAAGGUUCCCUUCAUCAUUAUCCAUACCCGAGCCAUCUCUCCCUCGUACCUUCCAGUCAGACUUGAGCAAUCUCCCUCACAUGAAUGGAAUGUGGCUUGUUAGGUUUAUCACCUAAGGCAUCGUAAAUCUACUAUCAGCAUUAAGCCCCAGAGGCCCACUCUCAGUUCACACAGACACAUUAGAUUUCUAAGAACCCUAUUCUGUUGCAAAAAACAACAAUUUUAUGCAAUAACAGUAUUAUAACAUAAUCUUGUAGUUUUGCUCUCAUAACCGUCGCCCCAGUCUGAGGUCCUGAGCACUCUGGAGCAGGUUUUCAUUAAGGAUCUCUCUGUACUUUGCUCUGUUCAUCUUUGCCUCGAUCCUGACUAGUCUCCCAGUCCCUGCCGCUGAAAAACAUCCCCACAACAUGAUGCUGGCACCACCAUGCUUCACCAUAGGGAUGGUGCCAGGUUUCCUCCAGACGUGACGCUUGGCAUUCAGGCCAAAGAGUUCAAGCUUGGUUUCAUCAUGUUGUCAUGAUGAAUGUCAUGUUCCUUUUACUGAGGAGUGGCUUCUGUCUGGCCACUCUACCAUAAAGGCCUGAUUGGUGGAGGGCUGCAGAGAUGGUGUUCCUUCUGGAAGGUUCUCCCAUCUGCACAGGGGAACUCGAGCUCUGUCAGAGUGACCAUCGGGAUCUUGGUCACCUCCCUGACCAAGGCCCUUCUCCCGAUUGCUCAGGUUGGCCGGGUGGCCCAGCUCUAGGAAGAGUCUUGGGGGUUCUAAACGUCUUCCAUUUAAGAAUGAUGGAGGCCACUGUGUUCUUGGGGAGCUUCAAUGUUGCAGAAAUGUUUUUCUAACCUUCCCCAGAUCUGUGCCUCAACACAAUCCUGUCUCUGAGCAUUACGGACAAUUCUUUUGACUUCAUGGCUUGGUUUUUGCUCUGACAUGCAUUGUCAACUGUGGGACCUUAUAUAUAGACAGGUGUGUGCCUUUCCAAAUCAUGUCCAAUCAAUUGAAGUGACCACAGGUGGACUCCAAGUUGUAGAAACAUCUCAAGGAUGAUCAAUGUAAACAGCAUGCACCUAAGCUCAAUUUUUGAGUCUAAUAGCAAAGGGUCUUAAUACUUAUGUAAAUAUGUUAUUUAUGUUUUAUAUGUUUGCUAAGAUUUCUAAAAAACUGUUUUCACUUUAAUUAUGGGGUAUUUAAUCCAUUUUCAAAUGUUAUCCAUUGUAUAAUAAGGAAAAAGUCCUUAAACAAAAUGUGGAAAAAGUCAAGGAGUCUGAAUAGUUUCCGAAUGCACUGUACACAGUCUUUUUUGCUUAUCUUUAUCAAGGGUGCUAAUAGUUUUGCACCUGAGUGUGUGGCAUUUACAGAUUAUGUACAAGGAAUAUAAUGAGGACAUUCUCACAGUUGCACUUUUGUCAGUUAGACACAUUGUAGUCAAUGCAUGAGAACUGCAUCUGAAUGUAUUUUCCUUGAGCAAUUCUAAAAGACAGAAAAUGAAUCAGCAUCUCCCAAUGCCCUUGACACUUUCCCUUUCUAUUAUUAUUAACUGACCAACUUGACCUCGGGUUGCCUUGAGUACACAUUUGUUAUUCAUGGAAUAACACCAAUAAUUGAAAUUAGUAAACAAAUUAUUGGAUUCAAUUAUUAUUUUUUUUACAGUAUGUCUUUCCUGCAGCCUUGUUUGUUGUGUGCAUGAUUACACCACAAUGUUUGUACUUGACCUUAAAACUGUAAGAUCCUGUGUGCACUGUUCUGGAAUUUCAGAUUUGAAGGAAUACUAAUAACGAAUUGUAAGGACUAAUAAUGAAUAGUAAGGAAAGUAUUCACACCCCUUGCCUUUUUCCAUAUUUUGUUGUUACAGCCUGAAUUUAAAAUGUAUUAAAUGUAGAUUUUUGUUUUGUUACUGGCCUACACACAAUACCCCCGUAAAGUGGAAUUAUGUUUUUAGAAAUGUUUACAAAAAUGAAAAGCUGAAAUGUCUUGAGUCAAUAAGUAUUCAACCCCUUUGUUAUUUCAAGCCUAAAUACAUUCAGGAGUAAAAAAUAUGCUAAAGUCCCUCUGUGUUCAAUAAUAGUUUUUAAACAUGAUUUUUGAAGGACUACCUCCUCUCUGUACCCCACACAUACAGAUAAUUGUAAGGUCCCUCAGUCGAAGCUGUGAAUUUCAAACACAGAAUAAACCACAAAGAACAGGGAGGUUUUUCAAUGCCUCACAAAGAAGUGCACCUAUUGGUAGAUGGGUAAUAAAACAAAAAACAGACAAUGAAUAUCCCUUUGAGCAUGGUAAAGUUAUUACAUUUUGUAUCUUGUAUCAAUACACCCAGUCACAACAAAAAUACAGGCGUCCUUUCUAACUCAGUUGCCGGAGAGGAAGGAAACCACUCAGGGAUUUCACCAUGAGGCCAAUGGUGACUAAAACAGUUAGAGUUUAAUGGCUGUGAUAGGAGAAAACAACUGAGGAUGGAUCAACAACACGUAGUUAUUCCACAGUAAUAACCUAAUUGACAGAAUAAAAAAAUAUUCCAAAACAUGCAGUAAAGUAAAUAUUGUAAAAUGAAUACUGCAAAAAAUGUGUCAAAGCGAUUAACUUUUUGUCCUGAAUACAAAAGUGUUAUGUUUGGGGCAAAUCCAAUACAACUGCAGGUAGCCUAGAGGUUAAGAGAGUUGGGCCAGUAAUUUAAAGGUCGCUGGUUUGAAUCCCUGAGCUGACCAGGUGAAAAAUGUGCCCUUGAGCAAGGCACUUAACCCUAAUUGCACCUGUAAUUUACACUGAAAAAGAGCGUCUGCUAAAUUACAAAAACAUUACUGAGAACCACUGUCCAUAUUUUCAAGCACAGUGGUGGCUGCAUUAUGUUAUUGUUAUGCUUGUAAUCGUUAAGGACUGUGGAGUUUUUCAAAACAAGAAAUACAUGGAAUGGAGCUAAGCACAGGCAAAAUCCCAGAGGAAAACCUGGUUCAGUCUGCUUUCCACCAGAGACUGGGAGAUGAAUUCACCUUUCAGCAGGACAAUAACCUAAAACAAGGCCAAAUCUACAGUAGUUGCUUACCAAGAAGACUGUGAAUGUUCCUGGGUGGCAAAGUUACAGUUUUGACUUAAAUCUGCAUGAAAAUCUAUGGCUAUACCUGAAAAUGGUUGUCUAGCAAUGAUUCUUCAACCAAUUUGACAAAGCUUGAACAUUUUUGAAAAUUGUUGCACAAUCCAGGUGUAGACAGCUCUGAGACUUACCCAGAAAGACUCACUGCUGUAAUCGCUGCCAAAAUUGUGAUUCUAACAUCAAAUUGUAUUUGUCACAUGCGCCGAAUACAACAGGUGUAGGUAGACCUUACAGUGAAAUGUUUACUUACAAGCCGUUAACCAACAAUGCAGUUAAGAAAGUAAGUUUUAAGUAAAAAAUCGAAAUAACAAAUAAUUGAAGAGCAGCAGUAAAAUAACUGUAUUGAGGCUCUAUACAGGGGGUACCGGUACAGAGUCAAUAUGUGGCGGCACAGGUUAGUCGAGGUAAUUGAGGUAAUAUGUACAUGUAGGUAGAGUUAAAGUGACUAUGCAUAGAUAAUACACAGAGAAUAGCAGCAGUGUAACUGCAAAUAGUCUCGGUAGCCAUUUGAUUAGCUGUUCAGGAGUCUUAAGGCCUGGGGUUUGAAGCUGUUAAGAAGCCUUUUGGACCUAGGCAUGGCGCUCGGGUACCGCUUACCGUGCGGUAGCAGAGAGAACAGUCUAUGAUUAGCGUGGCUGGAGUCUUUGAACAUUUUUAGGGCCUUCCUCUGACACCGCCUGGUAUAGAGGUCCUGGAUGGCAGGAGGCUUGGCUCCAGUGAUGUACUGGGCCAUACACACUUCCCUCUGUAGUGCAAUGCGGUCGGAGGCCGAGCAGUUGCCAUACCAGGCACUGAUGCAACCAUGCUCUCGAUGGUGCAGAUGUAUAACUUUUUGAAGAUCUGAGGACCCAUGCCAAAUCUUUUCAGUCUCAUGUGGGGGAAUAGGCUUUGUCGUGCCCCCUUCACGACUGUCUUGGUGUGUUUGGACCAUGUUAAUUUGUUGUUGAUGUGGACACCAAGGAACUUGAAGCUCUCAACAUGGGAAAACUUAUCUAAUCAAGAUAUUAGUGUUUACAAAUGGUAAAAAAAAUUCCUAUACUUAAUAUUUUGUGUAGAUUGUUGACAAAAAAUAACAAUUAAAUCCAUUUGAAUCCCACUUUGUAACAACAAAAUGUUGAAAAAGUCUAGGGGUAUGAAUACUUUCUAAAAUGCACUGAACAUGUUAUUCUAUUCACAUACUGUCAAAAGAUUAGUAUUUGUAAAAUGUGUAAAAUGUUCAUAUUAAAUUAUUUUGUACUUUGGA